AUUCCUAUUGAUCUUCAAACUUCCAAGGAAAAUGCCCUAUAUUGUUUGAACUUCUUUUCAUUAUUUCUAUAUUCUACUGUUCAACAGGUAAAAGCUGUUGCAGAGGAGUUGGGAAUUGGGUUUUUAGGGAUUGGUUUCCAGCCCAAAUGGGGGCUGAAAGAUAUACCUAUAAUGCCAAAGGGAAGGUAUGAGAUUAUGAGGAAAUACAUGCCCAAAGUUGGCUCUCUGGGACUUGAUAUGAUGUUUAGGACAUGUACUGUUCAGGUUAAUCUGGACUUCAGUUCUGAGUCAGACAUGAUCAGGAAA
Molecule: messenger RNA, 306 nt
Organism: Nelumbo nucifera (sacred lotus)
Lineage: Eukaryota; Viridiplantae; Streptophyta; Magnoliopsida; Proteales; Nelumbonaceae
Source: RefSeq, a predicted model, not a curated record